GAAGUGACUUAGACACAUACCAGAGCCAGUUUCUGGAACUUCGGCAAAGACUACUGGAUGCUGAAAAGGAAAGUAAAAAAAGUUUACACGAACUGAGCAGCACUCUAGAUGAAAUUAAACAUAUAGUUGCAAAAGGAAUGAACUUGACAACAAAUCAUACAGAUGGUAUGAAGUGGAAAGUGUUAAACAUCCCCAGAAAACCCGCUAUGCAUCUUACAAACAUGUACUAUUAUCUGCCUCACCUUCGAGAAUAUGAAGAUGCCAUUUUUCCAAAUGUUCUUUUUGGGCAAGAGAGAACUGGAGUCUCACUGGUGAUGGGUAUUCCUACUGUGAAAAGGGACAAACAACAUUAUCUGAUGAAUACGCUGCAUUCCCUAUUGUAUGAACUUUCUGAAGAACAAAAGAAUGACUGUGUAAUAAUUGUCUUUGUAGCAGAGGUGAAUGCAGAAUAUGUUAACAGUGUUGCAGAAAGUGUUAAAUCCAGCUUCCCCAUAGAAAUCCAGUCUGGAGUUCUAGAGGUUAUUUCUCCUCCUGCUUUUUAUUAUCCAGAUCUUUCCAACCUGAAGAAAACAUUUGGGGAUUCAGAGGACAGAGUAAGGUGGAGAACUAAACAGAAUUUGGAUUAUAGCUUUUUAAUGCUAUAUGCCCAACCUAAGGGAACAUUUUAUUUACAGCUGGAAGAUGAUAUUAUAGCCAAACCUGAUUAUAUUCAAAGUAUAAAAAGCUUUGCUGCUAAACAGUCCCAAGAGUGGAUGAUUCUUGAGUUCUCCCAGCUUGGAUUUAUUGGAAAAUUGUUUAAAUCAGAAGACUUGCCACUCAUAGUGGAUUUUUUUCUCAUGUUCUACAAAGAUAAACCCAUAGACUGGCUUCUAGACCACCUGCUCUGGGUUAAAGUGUGCAAUCCAGAAAAGGAUGCAAUACAGUGUGGAAAGGAAAAGGCAAAGUUACGUAUCCGUGCUAAACCAUCCCUUUUUCAGCAUGUGGGAAUUUACUCGUCAUUGGCUGGGAAGAUACAGAAUUUGAAAGAUAGAGAUUUUGGCAAAAAUAUGCUCUAUAAAGCACAUAAUAAUCCACCUGCAAAAGUGGAUACAAGCCUAAGAAUAUAUCAGCAGUAUACUUUGGAAAAAGUUUAUAAAGGAAAAGACUCUUUUUGGGCUUCAGCUCCAGUGGCUGGGGACUAUAUCAGCUUCACCUUUUUAAAGCCAUUAAAAGUAGAAAAGUACUUCUUCAGAAGUGGAAACACAGAGCACCCCGGUGAUAAACUGUUUAACACUACUGUUGAAGUGUUGCCAGAUGAUGAAAUUCUAAGAAAAGAACUGGUUGACAAUGGAAGUAAAUUUAACUACCCAGCAACCAAAGAUGGAUAUUUAAAAAUAGGGGCUUUUGAAAAUGGAAUUGCAGAAGGCAGUAUCAAUCAGGCAAUAGGAAAAAUACAGGCUAUUCGUUUAUCAGUCAAUUCUGAUUCUCCUGUAUGGGCAAUACUUAGUGAGGUACUUAUCAAGACAUUGGAAAACUAA
Molecule: messenger RNA, 1517 nt
Organism: Mesitornis unicolor (brown roatelo)
Lineage: Eukaryota; Metazoa; Chordata; Aves; Mesitornithiformes; Mesitornithidae
Product: alpha-1,3-mannosyl-glycoprotein 4-beta-N-acetylglucosaminyltransferase B-like
Exons: 14
Biological process (GO): protein N-linked glycosylation
Cellular component (GO): endoplasmic reticulum-Golgi intermediate compartment; Golgi stack; endoplasmic reticulum
Molecular function (GO): acetylglucosaminyltransferase activity
Source: RefSeq, a predicted model, not a curated record